UAAAACUGCUCACAGGGAAAUUUCUCAAAUAAGAGGCAUUUUGUUCCUGGUAACCCUGGCACCAUACCAUAGAAUAUACAACACAGAUUAAAUAAGUAGUUAACCUAAGUCGCUUGAGGUCAGUAAAGAAAUGUCUGUUUUGAACAAGUUUACAGGUUUACUAGUUUCUUUAAAUAAAUUGGCACUAUCGGGCUGUGUUAAUAAACAUGCAUAUUUACGCGGAUAUGCUGUGCGUAGACCUCUGUGGAGCACCACUACAACAUCCCACCUCCACUCAGUGCCAGAGACACAGAAGAUGAUACUGACAUCAUCAGAAACCACAGAAGAGGAACAAAAACAAUCAAAUGAGAUAAUUUCCAAAGUCAACAAGCAGUUGCAGCAGCAGAGUGAGGGUCGCCUCUUUGCAGUUGUGCAUAUCUGUGGCAAGCAGUUUAAAGUCACCACUGAGGACUUAAUCAUCAUAGAGGGACACUGGGCCCCACAAAUUGGGGAUGAACUCAAGCUGGAAAAGGUAUUACUGGCGGGGGGUACAGAUUUUACCCUGAUUGGACGCCCAGUUCUCUCUUCUGAACUUGUAUUGGUGCAUGCUACAGUCAUUGAAAAGGCACUGUCUCAUAUCAAGACAGUGUUCAAGAAGAAGAGAAGGAAGCAGUUUCAGAGGAUAAACUUUCAGCGGACCCCACACACCAUGCUCAGGAUAAACAGCAUCCAAAUCAAACCAGAAAUAAAUGUCAAGAAGGAUGUGGAAGGACUCGAAAGCAGAAUAUUUUAAGUUUUGCAACUAAAAUGUAAAAAGGUGUUACUUUAGUCUUUUGUUAAUAAAAUGUGUUCUUUUAAAUGAUA
Messenger RNA from Zootermopsis nevadensis, 843 nucleotides. RefSeq names its product mitochondrial ribosomal protein L21 (gene mRpL21). The record is from RefSeq and is a predicted model, not a curated record. NCBI's taxonomy places the organism in Eukaryota, Metazoa, Arthropoda, Insecta, Blattodea, Termopsidae. Gene Ontology annotation, cellular component: mitochondrial large ribosomal subunit; ribosome. Gene Ontology annotation, biological process: translation. Gene Ontology annotation, molecular function: RNA binding; structural constituent of ribosome.